This is a messenger RNA of Carassius carassius (crucian carp), 1080 nucleotides long. RefSeq names its product rano class II histocompatibility antigen, A beta chain-like. Gene Ontology annotation, biological process: positive regulation of T cell activation; antigen processing and presentation of exogenous peptide antigen via MHC class II; peptide antigen assembly with MHC class II protein complex. The transcript is spliced from 7 exons. Gene Ontology annotation, molecular function: MHC class II protein complex binding. Lineage: Eukaryota; Metazoa; Chordata; Actinopteri; Cypriniformes; Cyprinidae. Bases 74 to 826 code for a protein of 250 amino acids. The record is from RefSeq and is a predicted model, not a curated record. Gene Ontology annotation, cellular component: membrane; MHC class II protein complex.
UGGACAGUGGUUUUAGACUCUCAUCUGUUGAUCAUGAAGAGAGAGAGAGUAUGGUCUGCUCUCAGUCGUGAAGAUGUCUCUGCCAAAGCUCUGGAGUCUCCGUCACAUCCUCCUGCUGUCUGUCUUCACCGGCGCAGCGAAUGGAUAUUAUAACUUCAAUUGGCAACAGUGCAUCUACAGCUCCAGUGAUUUCAGUGACAUGGUGUUCUUGGAUAGCUAUUACUUCAAUAAAUAUCUGUACGUACAGUUCAACAGCACUGUGGGGAGGUUCGUGGGGUUUACUGAGGUUGGAGUGAGAACUGCAGAGAACUGGAACAAAGACCCAGCAAUCAUACAGCAAUUUAAGGCUGAAGUUGAUAGAUUCUGUAAACCUAAUGCUGAACUGUACAAAACAUCUAUCCAUGAUAAAGCAGUGGCUCCAGUCGUGAAGCUGAGUUUAGUGCAGCAGGGCGACAGCAGACAUCCAUCGCUGCUGAUGUGCAGUGCAUACGACUUCUACCCUGAGAAAAUCAAAGUGUCCUGGCUGAGGGACGGUGCAGUGGUGACCUCUGACGUGACCUCCACUCAGAAGAUGCCUAACGGAGACUGGUACCACCAGAUUCACACGGAGCUUGAGUACACUCCCGAAGCUGGAGAGAAGAUCUCCUGUAUGGUGGAGCACGCCGGCUUCGAGAAACCCAUGAUCUAUGACUGGAACCCUCCUCUGCCUGAGUUUGAGUGGAGUACGCCGCUGUUAUUCACUGCUGGAGCUGCUGGACUGAUGCUGGGAAUCAUCAUAGCAGCUGCUGGAUUCAUUUACUACAAGUCAACAUCAACCGCUCUAUGACAUCCUAGUGCUACAUUGAUGAUGACUGAAAGACUCCUCAUCAUGGAGAAACACACACACACUCUUCACGACGUGACUAACACACAGUCACAGCAUCAUGUCAGAUGUGUUACAGCUAAUAUUUCAGCAUCUUUAGGCAGUAUUGACAGUAAUGAUGCUGGAAGUUUGUUGUAAACAACUCAGUAGAUGUUGUUUUCUGUUGUUGUCACCCUGAUUUACAGGUAAUCAAAAUAUCAUGAGUGCUGUAUCACAGU